AUGGAAGAGGGCUCUGAAGGCCAACCCCCCGGCGGUGCAGGCACCAACGAGGAAGUGCAGUCGGAGGAUGGGUCUGACUGGGAGAGCGACUUCGGCGACGGUGAUUCAACUGAGAGCGAUGAUGACGACAGCGCCGUCGACGAGAACGAUUUCAACACAGCCUUGGAGUUCUUCCGCUUCGUCAUCGGAUGCAAUGGCGGCCAAGGACUUAGCGACGAGGCCACGGUCUGGCUUUUCAAGCUCCUGCGCGACCCCCGCCUGGAUCUGGAGGCUAUUCGCCGCUGGCGUACCAAACACGCCGUCCUUCAGUACGGACUUCGCCUCAUGAUGGCGAGGCGGGUGUACAGGCAGGUGGAAGUGCGCAUCCCAGGGAUCGACCACACAUUCGAGCUGAUGUGUACCAGCCCUAUCGAGGGAGUCGUGGAGAUAUUCGGCCACCGUGACAAUGCAGAUGGCUUCCAGCUGUUUGCCCGUCCGGUACACUCGGUGGCGGGACGCGUGUACACAAGGCCGGAGACUGGUCUUCUGUGGGAAGCCGCACAGGUGGUGGCCCCCAUCAUACUUUCAAGUGAUGCUACGAUUCUCAGCGGGAACGAGCGCGUGAAGGUUUGGGCGGUUUACCUAAGCAUCGCCAACAUCCACCUCCGUCUCCGUUGGGGUGAUUCGGGGAAGAUUCUGCUUGCACUACUCCCAAUGCCUGUCCAUGGAAUGACGGUCGAGCAGAAGGUGCAGCUCUUUCAAGCUGCGAUGCAGGUGGUCCUCGCUGACCUGAUUGCCGCAUCACACACGGGGAUUGCGGCCCGCGAUCCAUGGGGGGUGGACCGGGUCAUAUGGCCUCUGCUCUUCUCGUACGUAGCGGACUUCCCAGAAACCUGCAAGGUUUCGUGCACUCAGCAGCAUGGCAGUCAUAUGCCAUGCUCCCUGUGCUACGUGGAUAGGGGGCAGCUCAGGAACAUGACGGCAGCUGCAUCGGAGUCGCGCUCUGUGGACCAGCAAUCGUCACUGGAUUACCAAUCCUCGGCUGGCCAGGACCCCUUGCCCUGUGGGUACUUGCUCUGUCCGCCCUUGCCUCUGUCCGCCCUUGCCACUGUCCGCCCUUGCCUCUGUCCGCCCUUGCCACUGUCCGCCCUUUGCCUCUGUCCGCCCUUGCCUCUGUCCGCCCUUGCCUCUGUCCGCCCUUGCCUCUGUCCGCCCCUUGCCUCUUCCCGCCCUUGCCCUGUGGGUACUUGCUCUGUCCGCCCUUGCCUCUGUCCGCCCCUUGCCUCUUCCCGCCCUUGCCCUGUGGGUACUUGCCUCUGUCCGCCCUUUGCCUCUGCCCGCCCCUUGCCUCUUCCCGCCCUUGCCCUGCGUCAGAAUGCACUACACCCAGGCGCCAGGCAGGUGGGACUGCUAACUCCUGGAGACGCGAGCUACUGGGUCUCUGGUGCCAACUUCACCGCGUCGGAGCAUGCCGCUGUCAUGAUGGUGCGCCCUUACCUUCUAGUUUAUGCUCUUGUACGAGUGCCCAAUGCACGUGACGGUUGUCAGAUGGCAUUUGCUGACUACGCGCUUCCUGUGUGGCAGAUUGUACCAUUCGUGCUGGAGGGGGAAGUUGCGGUCAUUUGUAGCCGCACGAUUGUCGCCUUUCUGGACUGGCACGAGACUUUCGUGCGGGCUGCGGAGCACACGGAUGAGAGUCUGAGUGCAUUCGACACUGCCACUCGCAGGAUGGUGCAGUUGGUGGAAAGCACCUUUCCACGCGAGCACUCUGGGUGGAACCUUGUGAAGGUGCACCUGCUGCUUCACCUUACUGAGGCGAUUCGAAGGGGGGGCCUGCCACGAGAGUACUCCGCGGCGGUGUACGAGAACGCACACAUCCGCACCUGCAAGAGGCCGUACCGACGGUCCAACCUUCGGGACGUGGGGCGUGUGAUUGCGCAGCACAACACCAACGCUGCUCUACUGACCCGUAUCCCAACCAACCUCGAGGGCAACCGCCAGUACAACACCGCGAGGCGCCGGGCAAUCGCCAGUGGGCUGCCCCAGCUGUGCCGCCAGCGAUCCAGGAUGCACAGCGCGAUCACGGACAGGGAGCAGGCUCCCCUGGACCUGUACGCGACGUACGAUGCCGCAAUCCCGGGAGGCAUUGGGCCAUACGCCUACUUGACGCGCCUCUUUGGCUACGUCUCUUUUCCGGCGUGGGUCCACAUGGCGCUGGCUCUACCAGCCCGCGGGACGGACCACGGCCUGAUCAGGCCACACUAUGUCCGCGCCAACCCCCCUCACCACGGUGCUGCCACAUUCUCGUUCAUUGAGUACGAGGAUGGGACUGGGGAGACCGUGGUCGGCCGCGUGCACCUGCUCCUGACGCUGAUGAUGAACAGCGAGGAUGCACACCCCGCGGGAGAGGCCGUGGCCUUCGUGAGGCAAUGGUACCCCUCCCUGGAGGACGAGUGCACUGGCUGCAUGAGGAUGCGGCCAUCUGAUGACGAGCUGAGCUACGACCUUGUGCCGGUCGCCUCCGUGCAGAGGACCGUGCACAUGGUGGAGUCAUUUGUGACGCCUGGCCUCUGGUAUCUUAACAGGUGGGCUGGCCGAUGCCGCGAGGAGUUGCCCUAA
Messenger RNA from Closterium sp. NIES-65, 2598 nucleotides. The record is from the annotation of a GenBank genome assembly. NCBI's taxonomy places the organism in Eukaryota, Viridiplantae, Streptophyta, Zygnematophyceae, Desmidiales, Closteriaceae.